AUGUUGGAGCCCUCCGGCACAGGAAGAGCACAGAUGGACGUCUUGGGAGAAAAUGAGGCUCUCCAGCAGUUCUUUGAAGGUCAGGAUGUCAGUGGGGUCCUAGAGAGUGCGGCUGUGGACACCAGCAUGCUGGAGCAGUACCUCAGUAAUGACAUGGACCCUAGUACCUUCAUUCUUCCUGAGUCACCUCCCGACUCGGGGUCGGAGCCAUGUUCACCUCCACAAGCACCAGAUAUGCGCUCUGGUUCUUCUUGGACACGUGGCUGGACGGGACAAACGGUGUUGCCCAGCCUGCUACCGCCUCUUCUCCCAUGUAGCCACUAUAAAGAGCAGCACCAUGCAUCCCAAAGUACUCCCCAACUCGCAGACCUCCUAGACCCUUAUGUUGUGGGCAGCUUCCAUUCCUCAGUCCCCCCUGGUCCCACUCAUCCCCAGUGUGAACGGUGCCUGAGCCCAAUGCACAGCUACACACGGGCAGGUGCCAGUACCACCGCUGCAUCUCCUUUGCACCUGGACCCCCGGCAGCCCCAGUGUGUGGCUCCAGCACCCAUAUGCAUUAAGGACAGCACAUCCACAGCUCUUUCCUGCUCCCCUCAGUCUCAGGCUGCAUGUUCAAGUUGGGUGUCCUGCCCUUACCUGCCCCCCAUGUCAGGACAGCCCCCGGGACCCAGCUGUCCUCUAGAUGCCAAGAAACGAAGGCGUUCUGAAUCCUUCGACGGGGCUUCGGACCCUCCCACGCAGGGGGGACAUCGGGCCUGGAUGAAAAGCAUGUUCAGCCAGGAGAGCGCCGCUAGUGAUGUCCCUGGCUACGACGGCGAUGGGCAGAAUGGAAGUCCAGAGCAAGGCGCCUACCAUCUGCUGACAUGGGAAGGCUACUUGCCUGACCAGUGGAGUCCACUCUACAACAGCAACUACGAGAGCCUCGCAGUCCCUGCUUACCAUGUUGACACUGACAAAGGCUUCAACUAUUCCCCUGCUGAUGAGGCCUUUGUGUGCCAGAAGAAGAACCAUUUCCAGGUCACAGUUCACAUAGGCAUGGCGGGAAAUCCAAAAUAUGUCAAAACUCCAUCAGGGCCUAAACCGAUAGAGAGCUUUGAAGUGAAGGUUUUCGGUGUCAAGCUGGAGACCCAGGAGCACAUGAUCACCAUAGAGCAGUCUCAGUCUGACCGCAGCAAGAAGCCCUUUCUGCCAAUCAAGGUCAGUCUGCCGGAGGACAAGAUCACCAAGGUGACGCUGGGUCGCCUUCAUUUCAGUGAGACCACAGCCAACAACAUGAGGAAGAAAGGCAAGCCCAACCCAGACCAGAGGUACUUCCAGUUGGUGGUUGCCCUCUAUGCCUGUCUCCAAGGAGAAAAGCAUCUCCUCGUAGCUCACAUAUCAGAGAAGAUCAUCGUCAGGGCAUCCAAUCCUGGGCAGUUUGAGAAUGACACUGAGGUUCUGUGGCAGCGGGGGCAGGCUCCAGACACAGUGCUUUGUCAGGGCAGGGUGGGCAUCAACACAGAUGCCCCUGAUGAAGCCUUGGUUGUCUGCGGCAACGUGAAGGUCAUGGGUACAGUUAUGCACCCAUCUGAUAAGAGAGCCAAGCACAAUAUUCAGGAGGUAGACUCAACCGAACAGCUGAAAAGAAUAGCUCAGAUGAGGAUUGUGGAGUACGACUACAAGCCGGAGUUUGCCAACAAAAUGGGUAUUGAUCAGACUCAUGAAACAGGCGUCAUAGCCCAGGAGGUGAAGGUGUUGCUCCCGAGUGCCGUUAGAGAGGUGGGGGAUGUGACCUGUUCUGAUGGAGAGCAGAUUCAGAACUUCCUCAUGGUGGAUAAGGAGCAGAUCUUCAUGGAGAAUGUGGGGGCUGUGAAGCAACUGUGCAAGCUGACGGACAACCUGGAAACACGUAUCGAGGAGCUUGAGGUGUGGAACAAGCAGCUGGCCAAGCUCAAGAACAUGGGCAGCCUGCGUUCCAGCAGGAACAGCACCAUGCACAGGAAGGUCAGCCAAAACAACAGCAGCCCACCCCCACAGGUGACAGCCCCACUACAUACCAAUAAAGAUUAUUUGUCAGGAAUGUACCAGCACUGCCUGCACCACAGGGCAUUCCAAGCCACCAUUAUCACCCUUGUAGCUACCAUGGCUUUCUGUGUCAUCUCCAUCACUGCUCUUUACAUGCUCACCCUACAAGAGGACAUGGAGGUCCCUCAAGUGACCAGCAGUACAGACUUUCCCAUAGUCACCAGCCCACCAGGCACCACCGUCUCCUUGGCCCCGGAACCCUGGACCCCGGACGUGGACUUCUGCAGCCUGCUGUACUGUGACGAGGUGUACUGCUGCCCCACAGACUACAGUAACCAGAGUAGUAGAAACAGCACAGCUACAGAAGCCAUCCCCUUCUGGAGUGCCAGCGAAGAUAAAAGGAAAAAAAUCCUGUUUGAAAGCCUCAAAAAUGCCAAAGACUGGACAAAUACAACUGUCAAGUCAAUCGUCAUCAAAGAAAAUCAGCAUGUUAUCGACCAGAAGUACUGCACAAAUGGGACUUGCAGGUCAGGGAUUUACAGCUACUUGAUUCCCAUUAGCAAGUUCGUCCCAGUCAACAUGCGGAUCACCAUACAGAUGAAUACCACGGAGCUGCUUGUAGUCCAUCUGUGUCGCGUAGACAACUCAAGGGUGUGCUCUGCCGUGAAGGACUACAGCGAUACCGAGAGCGACAGUGUGAGCAACACACAGGGGUACAUCCAUGAGUGGCCGCUGCCUGUGGCCCGCUUGUUCAACAGCUCAUACCACUUCCGAACUUCUGUAGCGGGCCAGGCAGACUGCAGCACCCAGCUCCACUACAGGGAGAUACUGUUCACAGACUACUACUUCCACUUCUACCGCAGGUGUGACUAG
Scleropages formosus (Asian bonytongue) is the source of this 2877-nucleotide messenger RNA. RefSeq names its product myelin regulatory factor like (gene myrfl). Bases 1 to 2877 code for a protein of 958 amino acids. The record is from RefSeq and is a predicted model, not a curated record. Gene Ontology annotation, cellular component: nucleus; endoplasmic reticulum membrane. Gene Ontology annotation, biological process: protein autoprocessing; positive regulation of DNA-templated transcription. NCBI's taxonomy places the organism in Eukaryota, Metazoa, Chordata, Actinopteri, Osteoglossiformes, Osteoglossidae. Gene Ontology annotation, molecular function: sequence-specific DNA binding; DNA-binding transcription factor activity. The transcript is spliced from 25 exons.